AUGAGGUUAGAAGCCCUGCUGCUCUCUUUCACACUGCUGCACUUGGCGGGCGCCGGCUUCCCAGAAGACUCUGAGCCAAUCAGUAUUUCGCAUGGCAACUAUACAAAACAGUACCCGGUGUUUGUGGGCCACAAGCCAGGACGGAACAGCACACAGAGGCACAGACUGGACAUCCAGAUGGUCAUGGUCUUGAACAGAACCCUCUACAUUGCCGCUAGGGACCAUAUUUAUACUGUUGAUAUAGACACGUCACACACAGAAGAAAUUUACUGUAGCAAAAAAUUGACAUGGAAAUCUAGACAGGCUGAUGUCGACACGUGCAGAAUGAAGGGGAAACAUAAGGACGAGUGUCACAACUUUAUCAAAGUCCUGCUGCGGAAGAAUGAUGACACGCUGUUUGUAUGCGGGACAAACGCCUUCAACCCUUCCUGCAGGAACUACAAGAUGGAUACCUUGGAACCAUUCGGGGAUGAAUUUAGUGGGAUGGCCCGGUGUCCAUACGAUGCGAAGCAUGCCAACGUUGCCCUGUUCGCAGAUGGGAAACUGUACUCGGCCACUGUGACGGACUUCCUUGCCAUCGACGCAGUCAUCUACCGGAGCCUGGGAGACAGCCCCACCCUGCGGACCGUCAAACAUGAUUCCAAAUGGCUAAAAGAGCCCUACUUUGUGCAAGCGGUGGACCACGGCGACUACAUCUACUUCUUCUUCAGGGAGAUGGCCGUGGAGUACAACACCAUGGGCAAGGUGGUGUUCCCCAGAGUGGCACAGGUGUGCAAGAACGACAUGGGCGGCUCGCAGCGGGUGCUGGAGAAGCAGUGGACCUCCUUCCUCAAGGCCCGCCUCAACUGCUCCGUGCCCGGCGACUCACACUUCUACUUCAACAUCCUGCAGGCCGUCACCGACGUGAUCCGCAUCCACGGCCGUGACGUUGUCCUGGCAACCUUCUCCACGCCUUACAACAGUAUCCCCGGCUCUGCUGUCUGUGCCUACGACAUGGUGGACAUCGCCAAUGUUUUCACUGGACGAUUCAAGGAGCAGAAGUCCCCCGACUCCACCUGGACGCCAGUUCCCGAUGAGCGAGUUCCCAAGCCCAGGCCUGGCUGCUGUGCAGGCUCAUCCUCCCUAGAGAAAUACAGCACGUCCAGCGAGUUCCCGGAUGACACCUUGAACUUCAUCAAGACACACCCACUCAUGGAUGAAGCGGUGCCCUCCAUCAUCAACCGGCCGUGGUUCCUGAGGACGAUGGUCAGAUACCGCCUGACAAAAAUCGCCGUGGACACCGCAGCGGGGCCCUACCAGAACCACACUGUGGUGUUCCUGGGGUCGGAGAAGGGGAUCAUCUUGAAGUUCUUGGCCAGGCUGGGCAGCAAUGGCUUCCUCAAUGACAGCGUCUUCCUGGAGGAGAUGAGUGUCUACAAUUCUGAGAAGUGCAGCUACGAUGGUGUGGAGGACCGGCGGAUCAUGGGCAUGCAGCUGGACCGCGCGAGCAGCUCUCUGUAUGUGGCGUUCUCCACCUGCGUGGUCAAGGUCCCCCUGGGCCGAUGCGAACGGCAUGGCAAGUGCAAGAAAACGUGCAUCGCCUCUAGAGACCCCUACUGUGGGUGGGUGAAGGAAGGCAACUCCUGUGCCCAUCUGUCACCCAGCAGCAGGUUGGCAUUCGAGCAGGACAUAGAGCGUGGCAACACGGACGGCCUGGGAGACUGUCACAAUUCCUUCGUGGCUCUGAACGACAUGUCAACUCCUCUACCAGAUCAUGAUAUGUCUUACAACACAGUGUAUGGGCGCUCCGGCUCCGCCUUGCCCAGCAGCACCACGGCGGACGCGGCGGCUCGAGGGGGCCAUGAGUCCCGGGCAGGGCUGCCCGACUGGACAGAGCUGCUCCACCCACCUGGCAGCACAGACCCUUUGGGGCCAAUGUCUUCCCAUAACCACCAAGACAAGAAGGGAGUGAUUCGAGAGAGUUACCUCAAAGGCCACGACCAGCUGGUUCCCGUGACCCUUCUGGCCAUCGCUGUCAUCUUGGCGUUCGUCAUGGGGGCCGUGUUCUCGGGCAUCGUCGUCUACUGCGUGUGCGACCACCGGCGCAAGGAUGCGGGCUCGGCGCAGCGCAAGGACAAGGAGCUCCCACACUCCCGCCGGGGCUCCAUGAGCAGCGUCACCAAGCUCAGCGGCCUCUUCGGGGACUCGCAGGCCAAAGACCCGAAGCCCGAGGCCAUCCUCACGCCGCUCAUGCACAAUGGCAAGCUGGCCACGCCCGGGGGCACAGCCAAAGUGCUCAUCAAGGCUGACCAGCACCACCUGGACCUCACGGCCUUGCCCACACCGGAGUCCACGCCCACGCUGCAGCAGAAGCGGAAGCCCAGCCGGGGCAGCCGGGAGUGGGAACGGAGCCAGAACCUCAUCAAUGCCUGCACCAAGGACAUGGCGCCCCUGGGCUCGCCCGUGAUCCCCACGGACCUGCCGCUGCGGGCCUCACCCAGCCACAUCCCCAGCGUGGUGGUCCUGCCCAUCACCUCGCAGCAGGGCUACCAGCACGAGUACGUGGAGCAGCCCAAGCUGAGCGAGGUGGCCCAGAUGGCGCUGGAGGAGCAGGGCGCCACGCUCGAGUACAAGACCAUCAAGGAGCAUUUGAGCUGCAAGAGCCCCAGCCACGCGGUCAGCCUGGUGGAGCACCUGGACGGCCUGCCCCCUAAAGUCCCGCAGCGCGAGGCGUCGCUGGGGCCGCAGAACGGCCUGAGCAAGCGGCUGGAGAUGCACCCCUCCUCCUCCUACGGCCUGGACUAUAAGAGGAGCUACCCCACGAACUCGCUCACCCGCAGCCACCAGGUCGCUGCCCUGAAAAGGAACAAUACCAACUCCUCCAACUCCUCCCACCUCUCCCGCAACCCCAGCUUCGGCCGGGGGGACAACCCACCGCCCGCCCCGCAGAGGGUGGACUCCAUCCAGGCCCAGCCCGGGACCGUGGCCAGGCAACCGAGCCUCAGCGGCUACAGCUCCCUGAGCAGGCCGGGGCUGAAGCGCACGCCCUCGCUGAAGCCCGACGUGCCGCCCAAGCCCUCCCUGGCCCCCCUCAGCGCGCCCAUGAAGCCGGGGGACACGUGUACAUAA
Molecule: messenger RNA, 3108 nt
Organism: Ochotona curzoniae (black-lipped pika)
Lineage: Eukaryota; Metazoa; Chordata; Mammalia; Lagomorpha; Ochotonidae
Gene: SEMA6A
Product: semaphorin 6A
Exons: 19
Coding region: 1-3108 (1035 amino acids)
Biological process (GO): negative chemotaxis; negative regulation of axon extension involved in axon guidance; neural crest cell migration
Molecular function (GO): chemorepellent activity; semaphorin receptor binding
Source: RefSeq, a predicted model, not a curated record